Molecule: messenger RNA, 6027 nt
Organism: Aegilops tauschii subsp. strangulata
Lineage: Eukaryota; Viridiplantae; Streptophyta; Magnoliopsida; Poales; Poaceae
Source: RefSeq, a predicted model, not a curated record
AUGAGAUUUAAUAGAAAUGCUACUGCUCUCCGCCCUGUGAUUUUCGCCAUACGGUUUGUGCUCAAAGCAAUGACAAAUCCUCACGAAGAAGCUAAAACCCAGCAAAAUACUGACAAAGACCCUGCUGAAGAGCAUGCAAUCCAGCAAGCUCCUCUCAAAGGACACGAAGACGGUGAUAUUCAAAGCGCAGAAACAGGCAGCAUGUCUCCUCAUUCAUCAGAAAAGGACACAGAACAAAACAUGAGGAACAAACCACCUGCGGAAGAAAUGAUAACUUACACCAGGCUCAACAGGAUUAAACAUCUAUCAACAAGCAAAAAAAAGAGAAAAUCAGAUACAAGCACUGUUUUUACUCCUGGAGCAAAAAGGCAAAAGCAAAAGGACAAUGCUGAAAACAUCGUCGACACUAGUACCUUGCAGCAUCAGCCAUUGCCUCUAAUGGUACUCCCGCCAACAGCACCAACCGCCAUGAAGAAACAAGGUGAACGCAAGAAGAAAAACAAACGACAAAGGGUAGAAAAAGAACAAGACGAUACCAACAGCAAAGGUUCAGAUACCAAUGAUGACGACGAUGACAGGGAACAUGAUGCAGAUUUCAUUCCUACAGACGGCGAUGAUGCCGAAGAGCAUGACAGCGAUGCAGAACAUGACAACGAUAACAAAUCAGGACAGAAGGACAUGAAGAGGAGAAAGACAAGCGGAAAAGAAUUGGCAGCACCAACAGUUGACGAAGAACAGCAAGAAACAAACGAAGAGAAAUGCCAAAUCAAGGCAGGGGCAGCAUUCGCUCAUGUCAAGAAAGCAUGGAAUUUACUUAAAGACCGUCACAAGCAAGAUAUUAGGACGGCAGGAUUUGGCAGCAUAGAGAACUGCAAAAUAAGGGGCUCCAUCUGCAGACCACUUGCAGCACACAUCUACGACAACCUGGACACAGAAAGCAUGACAAUAACCUUCAGUGAUGGUCCGAAGACAAGAAAAUCAAGAUUACCAAGGAAGCUAUACACAAGCGCCGCUAUCUUCGCCCGACAAGCUAUAAUGGUAGAGGACAUGGACUAUCCAGAGAUGGCAAAGAUGGAUUUCUGCGAGCCACAACAAAACCAAGAGAAAGGAGAAGAAAAGAAAGAAGAAGAAGAAGACGAAGAGAGGAAGAGAAGAACAAAAUCAAGGGACAUAGGCAUUGACAAGAACAAGAUAAAGCGGCAAAAACAGGAAUGUACCAAUAGCACGCCAGGCCAAGAUGAACUCCAACAGCAGGAUGGUGUCAACAACCCCAAAAACACGAAUGAACGGAACAAACAAAGCAACCUCACAACAGACAAUGCUACAACAACAACUACCCCAACACAAGCACAAGAUACGACCGACGUUAGAACCUAUGAAGAGGCUCAGCUGGAGAACAAUCAAGUCAGCAGCCCCGCCAACCAAAUGCAAGAGGCUAACCCACAAUCAACCAUUAGCAUAACAAACGACAAAGAAGAAGAAAACAACGAAGAGGAGGAAACAAACGAGUACGCUGAUCUCGAAGAUCAAGAACUUCAAACAACAACAUCUGAAGAGGAAGAGGAAGCAAGCAAAAGCACUGGCAUAGACAUUCAACAAGAAAAACUAGAGGACAACACGAGACAAGGAGAAGCCGUGCAGGCACAAGAAGCUCAAGAAACCAUCAACAAUCAAGACCAUCAAACACAACCAGAGGAGCCCAAUGAACAACCCGAACAUGUUCUUCAAACGAUGGACAAUAAUGCCACUGAAGACCAAGCCACAAAAAAUUCACUCACCAAACAACAGGUACCAGAGACAGUGGCAGCGUCAACGACUGAAAAGAAACACGAAGAAGGCGACCAUGGAGAUACAAGCAAUGAAGCAGGCACACACAUUGUUCCAGAGAAAGAAGCAGAAACCAUCGAAGAAAACCCUACACCGUCGUACGAUGCCAAUUCCCCUGGCAGAGAGGUCAGUGCCAACCAGGUCGAGACUGAGAAACAAGAUGGAAAAGACCACCAGCAAGACACAGACGACUCAAAUGAGGAUGCAGCAAAAACUGAACAAAAGGGUACAAUGCAAAAAGAAGAACAUAACAUGCCGCAAGAAGCAGAAGGAGAACAAGAAAGGAACAACACUGGACAGGACAUAUCUUCUAGCAUCGAAGCAGGCACAAUGGAGAAAGGGGACAAAGAUAGUGAUUCCGUCAACAAAGCCAUCGAAGACCUCUACAACGUUGUAUGCAAGCCAUGGACACAGAGAGAAAUGGAUGAGCUUUUCAUUACAACGAACAAGUUUGAUGUCAAUCUAGGCCAUGUCACCAAAAGCUUCAAGGUCGGCACAAUAGAAUUCUUCAACAAUGUAACCAGCAAAUUAAUGAAAAUAUGGAAGCACGUAAGCACAGAGCUACAGCUUUCACAAAAAAGCAUCGACCAUUUCAAAAGGGUCAAACUGCAGGUGCCACUUCAAGGAGAAGACACAAUGGACUGCGCAUUCUACAUGUACAUGAACCUGAAGCACUACUCCAAUGAUGGAACAACAGCAAACUUAGAGCCAGAACAAGUACCAGAGUUGAGGGAAAAAGUUCUAUAUCAACUAAUCAGUCAACACAAAGGGAAUACCAAACUGUCAUUAAUCAAGUGUACAACAGAUAUGCUGAAGUAUGAAGUCGAUAUGGGAGACAAAGAAAUGCAACAGACAGAAUGUUGCGUACUAGAAGAGUUUCCGCCAAAUCCCGAGCCAAAAGAACAUAUUAUGCAUGCGACAACCACAAAAGAGCAUGAAGUUAUUGAUAUAUCCAGUAAACACAAAGAGGUUACGGAUGUCAGUAGACACGCCGUCGCCCAAGAAUCUUGCACAGACCACGAAGAAAAGGAUCCACCAAUAGAACCAGAUCAACCACCACCAGACGACAAGAUACCACACCAUGCUGAAGAGCAAAUGGACGAGCAAAAUAUCAACAUCAAUACCCUGAGCACAGAUCAACUUGAACAAACAAGCACUGGUUUAAAAGAGGAUGGCACAAGCAACGACGUACCAAAUACACAAGAACAGGUUUUCGAGCAGAAGAAACAACCUGUUCUUCUUCAAGAAGAAACAGGCUCGACAAGCAAUCAGCAAGGCACCUCCAGCACCAUCUCUCUAGAGUUACUAAAACCCAAAACAAUGGAAAAGCACGACGAAGUUGAUGAAUUUCUUUCAAGCCUUAACCCGCUCCAACUAGAGGAAUACAACGAGCAUGUAAAGAUGGGCGUUGAAUUUGAUGUAAUCAAAACAUGGCUGAAUGACCAUGAAAGCUAUGAAUUCAACAAAGAUCCCACACCGUAUCUGACAAUCUUGCAGCAAGAAUCAGGAGAACAUUCAAUGCCUCAAUCAUCUGAGAACAGCUCAGACAAGAAAAUCUCGGUCAAGAAGAGACCGAUUAUGAUACCUCACAACACAGCUAAACACUACACAGUGUACGUGCUCAACAAGUACACGAGCUCCAUCGACAUACUUGACUCACUGAAUUACAGAGACGGAGACGGAAAGAAUACAUGGAAAACACACCAUAAGGAUCACCCAGAACUGAUUAAAAGGAUGCACGCACUCAUGAAGAAGCAUUACGGCGAAGCGGAGCUACGAGCCAACGGCGAACCGAACUGGUCGAGGAUAGCAGAAACACCUAACAGAGUUUGCAUGCCAAAACAGCAGGGUACCCAAUGCGGACACUUCAUGGUUCAAUUUGCAAAAUACUGGAAUGGCAUUGAUCUCAUAAAAGAUGAUGAGGAUUUCGAUAUAUUCAUUCCAAUGGAGAAGCAUGACCGCUAUGUAAUAUAUGUGCGGGAGAAAUACAAACACAAAGUUCACAUUAUUGAUCCUCGAGAAAUGUCUCCAGAGGAAUUUGAGAAAGAAAAGAUAGACAUGGAUAAAUUGGAUCUAAAAGAAGCAUCUCGAGUUCUUCAGGAAAAUGAAGAUGCUAAAAAAGAAAGAGAAAGACAGUUUCAGGAAUAUCAUGUUCAUAAGUCGGCAAUCGUACCUAGGUUUAAAGAAGUCUUCAACACCAUACUAGGACAAACAAUGAAUGCCAAGGGUACAAGAUGGCAGAUUCAUACCGUGCAAGAUGUUCCAGUGGUAGAAAAGGGAGAAUCAACAUUUGCUGUUUUAAAGCUUGCAUUCCUCUACAAUGGUGAAAAGUUUGUCGAAGACCUGGAAGAUUUAAUGGACUGCGCAUUCUACAUGUACAUGAACCUGAAGCACUACUCCAAUGAUGGAACAACAGCAAACUUAGAGCCAGAACAAGUACCAGAGUUGAGGGAAAAAGUUCUAUAUCAACUAAUCAGUCAACACAAAGGGAAUACCAAACUGUCAUUAAUCAAGUGUACAACAGAUAUGCUGAAGUAUGAAGUCGAUAUGGGAGACAAAGAAAUGCAACAGACAGAAUGUUGCGUACUAGAAGAGUUUCCGCCAAAUCCCGAGCCAAAAGAACAUAUUAUGCAUGCGACAACCACAAAAGAGCAUGAAGUUAUUGAUAUAUCCAGUAAACACAAAGAGGUUACGGAUGUCAGUAGACACGCCGUCGCCCAAGAAUCUUGCACAGACCACGAAGAAAAGGAUCCACCAAUAGAACCAGAUCAACCACCACCAGACGACAAGAUACCACACCAUGCUGAAGAGCAAAUGGACGAGCAAAAUAUCAACAUCAAUACCCUGAGCACAGAUCAACUUGAACAAACAAGCACUGGUUUAAAAGAGGAUGGCACAAGCAACGACGUACCAAAUACACAAGAACAGGUUUUCGAGCAGAAGAAACAACCUGUUCUUCUUCAAGAAGAAACAGGCUCGACAAGCAAUCAGCAAGGCACCUCCAGCACCAUCUCUCUAGAGUUACUAAAACCCAAAACAAUGGAAAAGCACGACGAAGUUGAUGAAUUUCUUUCAAGCCUUAACCCGCUCCAACUAGAGGAAUACAACGAGCAUGUAAAGAUGGGCGUUGAAUUUGAUGUAAUCAAAACAUGGCUGAAUGACCAUGAAAGCUAUGAAUUCAACAAAGAUCCCACACCGUAUCUGACAAUCUUGCAGCAAGAAUCAGGAGAACAUUCAAUGCCUCAAUCAUCUGAGAACAGCUCAGACAAGAAAAUCUCGGUCAAGAAGAGACCGAUUAUGAUACCUCACAACACAGCUAAACACUACACAGUGUACGUGCUCAACAAGUACACGAGCUCCAUCGACAUACUUGACUCACUGAAUUACAGAGACGGAGACGGAAAGAAUACAUGGAAAACACACCAUAAGGAUCACCCAGAACUGAUUAAAAGGAUGCACGCACUCAUGAAGAAGCAUUACGGCGAAGCGGAGCUACGAGCCAACGGCGAACCGAACUGGUCGAGGAUAGCAGAAACACCUAACAGAGUUUGCAUGCCAAAACAGCAGGGUACCCAAUGCGGACACUUCAUGGUUCAAUUUGCAAAAUACUGGAAUGGCAUUGAUCUCAUAAAAGAUGAUGAGGAUUUCGAUAUAUUCAUUCCAAUGGAGAAGCAUGACCGCUAUGUAAUAUAUGUGCGGGAGAAAUACAAACACAAAGUUCACAUUAUUGAUCCUCGAGAAAUGUCUCCAGAGGAAUUUGAGAAAGAAAAGAUAGACAUGGAUAAAUUGGAUCUAAAAGAAGCAUCUCGAGUUCUUCAGGAAAAUGAAGAUGCUAAAAAAGAAAGAGAAAGACAGUUUCAGGAAUAUCAUGUUCAUAAGUCGGCAAUCGUACCUAGGUUUAAAGAAGUCUUCAACACCAUACUAGGACAAACAAUGAAUGCCAAGGGUACAAGAUGGCAGAUUCAUACCGUGCAAGAUGUUCCAGUGGUAGAAAAGGGAGAAUCAACAUUUGCUGUUUUAAAGCUUGCAUUCCUCUACAAUGGUGAAAAGUUUGUCGAAGACCUGGAAGAUUUGUCAGAUGAGGUCGAAGACUGCAGGGCAGAGGCAAUGUACAUUCUCUUAAGUAGCGAGAUGAAUCAAGUUAAACCUAGUGAAAUGGGUGACGAGAUUAGCAAGAUCUUGAGCAAAAAUGAAGACUAA